AUGGAAGCGUUAGCACUGCUGACGGACGCCGGACAUAGUCUUCUCGCACGAUACCGCAGGACACAGAACAGCGGGGAUAUUGAACAAUCCAUAAAGCACUUUGAACGAGCCUUGAAUCUCUGCCCCAUGGAUCAUCCCUACCACCCUGCAGCACUGUUCAAUCUGGCCACGGCAAAGUUUGUUAGUUGCCAAGCUGACGGAAGAUACCUCGACCUCGACAUUCUUAUCUCUCAUUUUCAAAAGGCCCUUGAGUUGCGUGCAACUGAUCAUCCGGAUCGAAGCGCCACACAGCUCCAUCUUGCCAUCGCUUUGCUCUCGCGAAUUGAACCUGGUGCCUUAGAUGAAGUGAUAUCCCUUCAUUAUGAUGCCUUGGGAUUCUACAACACCGGGAAUGCUAGCCAAGGGCAAUUGCUGGGCAAUCUGUCUCUAAUGCUGGCAACUCGCUUCCAGCGUCGAGGCAACGACGAAGACUUGGAUCAGGCCAUCGCACUUAACAGAGAAGUGCUGGCUUUGCACCCGGUUGGUCACACAGAUCGGUACAUGUCAUUAAGCAACCUCGCUCACCGAGGCAACGAUGAAGACUUGGAUGAGGCUAUCGCACUUCAGAGAGAAGCGCUGGCUUUGUGCCAGGUCGGUCACACAGAUCGGUCUGGGUUAUUAAACAACCUCGCUCACCGAGGCAACGACGAAGACUUGGAUCAGACUAUCGCACUUCACAGAGAAGCGCUGGCUUUGCACCCGGUCGGUCACACAUAUCGGUCUGGGUCAUUAAACAAUCUUGCUCUUCAACUCUCCUCCCACUUUAAGCACCGAGGCAACGACGAAGACUUGGAUCAGGCUAUCGCACUUCACAGAGAAGCGCUGGCUUUGCGCCCGGUCGGUCACAUAGAUCGGUCCAUGUCAUUAAACAACCUCGCUCUUCAACUCUCCUCCCGCUUUAAGCACCGAGGCAACGACAAAGACUUGGAUGAGGCUAUCGCACUUCACAGAGAAGCGCUGGCUUUGCGCCCGGUCAGUCACACAGAUCGGUCCAUGUCAUUAAAUGACCUCGCUCUUCAACUCUCCUCCCGCUUUCAGCACCAAGGCAACGACGAAGACUUGGAUGAGGCUAUUUCACUUCACAGAGAAGCGCUGACUUUGCGCCCGGUCGGUCACACGGAUCGGUCCAUAUCAUUAAACAACCUCGCUCUUCAACUCUCCUCCCGCUCUCAGCACCGAGGCAACGAUGAAGACUUGGAUGAGGCUAUUGCACUUCACAGAGAAGCGCUGGCUUUGCACCCGGUCGGUCACACAGAUCGGUCCUCGUCAUUAAACAACCUCGCUAUUCAACUCUCCUACCGCUUUCAGCACCGAGGCAACGACAAAGACUUGGAUCAGGCUAUCGCACUUCAGAGAGAAGCGCUUGCUUUGCUCCCAGUUGGUCACACAGAUCGGUCCUCGUCAUUAAACAACCUCGCUAUUCAACUCUCCUCCCGCUUUGAGCACCGAGGCAACGACGAAGACUUGGAUGAGGCUAUCGCACUUCACAGAGAAGCGCUGGCUUUGCUCCCGGUCGGUCACACAGAUCGGUCUGGGUCAUUAAACAACCUCGCGAAUCAUCUCUCCUCCCGCUUUCAGAACCGAGGCAAUGACGAAGACCUCAAUGAGGCUUGCCGGCACCGCUUGCUAUCCCGCCUGCGAAGAAGUCUGCGUUGGGUGCGCCAUGCUAGUGAACAUUCACAUGGCACUCAACUGGAGGCUUAUGUGACCUCUAUGCAACUCCUGGACGCUUACAUGUCUGUGACGGCCUCUGUGUCGUCUCGUCAUGAUGUCAUGAAGGAAUUCCCCAGCACGCUUGCUGUGGAUGCUGCGUCAUGUGCCCUUCGCAGUGGCGAUGCGCGUCGCGCUAUUGAGCUGUUGGAGCAAGGCAGGACUAUCAUUUGGACCCAGAUGGCGCGACUCCGCACGCCUCUUGAUAGCCUCGAGACUUGCGGCGAUCAUGCAGUGACCCUGAUGAAGAAAUUCAGAGACCUCAGCUCCCUCCUCAAUAAGCCUCCUGCGAGUCAUUCAGAAGGCGCCUCAAGAGUUGUUGUAGAAGCAGAAGAAACUCGAUACAGACGUCUAGUGGAGGAAUGGAAUGGAACUGUAGAAGAGAUCCGGAAGAUCGAGGGCUUCUCUCGCUUCCUGCUUCCCCCUCUAUCGUCUUGUGAUGCCAUCAUUAUCCCGCACGAACAAGAUCCUACUAGCAUUCAACUCCCUACCAAUUUGGAAAAACUCAUAGAAUUGGUACUCAGAUUCCGAGAGGCAGUUGACAAAGAUCCCGAUCCCGAUGGGAAGCAACGAGCGCUGAUGGGGGCUUUGACAGAGUUGUGGGACAUUGUUGUCCAGCCAGUGGUCGAAAAUCUGGGCAGAAUUGUACGGCAAGGUUCUCGGAUAUGGUGGUGUCCGACGUCUAUCUUCAAUUUCUUGCCAUUGCACGCUGCUGGUAGAUACAAGAAGGACGGAGGGUCCCUUUCACGGCUCUAUAUUUCUUCAUACACCCCAUCGCUCACCGCGCUGAUCAAGGCUCGCGCGAGUCAUGAUAGGUCCCCGUUGGUGCCCUUUGUUGCUAUUGGUCAAAAUCACCCAGCCGGUGCCUUAUUCACUUUGGAUGCUGUGGAGCCUGAGCUGGAAUUGGUGCGCAGACUCAUGCCCCCUCCCCCAACUGUUUCAUUCUCCAAGAUAACCAGUGUCGAUGCCACAAAAUCGACAGCACUGCGCGCAUUGCAAGACAAUACCUGGUUCCAUCUUGCAUGUCACGGGACGCAGAGAUUUGACGAACCCUUCCAGUCGGCCUUUCUUAUGCAGGACCAACCGCUUUCGCUCCUCGAUAUCGCACAAAUGGAUAUGUCUCGGCAUCAAUUUGCAUUCCUUUCUGCCUGUGAAACCGCAGUCGGUGACUUCAGAACUCCCGACGAAGUGAUACACCUAGCAGCUGGCCUGCAGUUUGCCGGGGUUAAGAGUGUCGUUGGGACGUUAUGGAAGGUCGAUGACAGCACUGUGCAGCGUUUUGUUGAGAAGUUUUACAAAAACUUGUGCGGGGAUGGCACGAUGGAUUCCAAACGAGCUGCCCAAGCAUUGCACCGAGCGGUUCAGUCGUUAGCUAGCGAUAGGGUCAUUCAAGUUCCCUUGGCCCAGCGCAUAGUGUUCGUGCAUAUCGGCAUAUGA
Messenger RNA from Suillus plorans, 3186 nucleotides. Its product is annotated as CHAT domain-containing protein. The record is from RefSeq and is a predicted model, not a curated record. Gene Ontology annotation, molecular function: protein binding. Bases 1 to 3186 code for a protein of 1061 amino acids. The transcript has 7 exons. Lineage: Eukaryota; Fungi; Basidiomycota; Agaricomycetes; Boletales; Suillaceae.